Molecule: messenger RNA, 507 nt
Organism: Gekko japonicus
Lineage: Eukaryota; Metazoa; Chordata; Lepidosauria; Squamata; Gekkonidae
Product: snake venom vascular endothelial growth factor toxin HF-like
Exons: 6
Biological process (GO): positive regulation of endothelial cell proliferation; induction of positive chemotaxis; positive regulation of angiogenesis
Cellular component (GO): membrane
Molecular function (GO): vascular endothelial growth factor receptor binding; chemoattractant activity; growth factor activity
Source: RefSeq, a predicted model, not a curated record
AUGACCAAACUGGGAAAUGGAAAUGAAGACCUGGAACUCAGCUUGGGCCGUCCGGGAGGGCUAGAAGAAGCCUGCGGUUGUUUGGAAGCGCUGCCCUUCGAGGUGGUCUGGGACCUCAGCUUCUGCGCCUCCCGGGUGACGCUGGUGGACGUCCUGAGCGAGUUCCCGCACGACGUCGAGUAAAUCUACAAGCCCCUCUGCGUCCCUUUGUCGCGCUGCAACGGCUGCUGCAACGACGAGAGAUUGGAGUGCGCCCCCGUGGAGACGCGCCCCCUCGACCUGCAGGUGAUGCGGAUAAGCGUCCUCCAGCGCACAGCCGAGCAGGUGGUGCUGACGUUCAUGGAGCACAUGCGGUGCACCUGCCGGCGACGUGAAAUGCGCUGGAAAGAUGAGAGGCACCGUCGGACAGGGGCCAAGAGGAGACCACGGAAGCCCAGCCCGGCGCCUCUCGCACCUCCACCUGGUUGGUUCUACCACCACCCAAAUUCCUAUCACACUGUUCAUUGA